UCGAGUAACAAUGGAGGAAAUUAAAUCAUACCUGAGAGAAGGAGUACAGCAAGUGAGAGAUGACAAGAUGGCAAGAAACAGAGGAGGAAAGCAGAACAAGACACAGGGAAAAGAACGUCUAGACAGAGGGGACAAUCUGGGGGGGACACGAAAAUGCAACUUGAAGAAGAAAAAGAGACAGAGGCCGAAAACAAAGUCUAAAGUUCAGAGACUUCAGCGUGAGGAGGCCUCUCCAGAGGAAGAUUUAUUCCCCAUUAAAAAUUCCUCCCAAGACUUCCUGGAAGUGAGGAAAGCAGAGUAUGUCGGGUAUCAAAAACGUAUCCAGAGAGAAAGGGAUCUUCUCUUUUCACAAAAUUCUCGACCAGUGCCAGCCUUCAACAGGAGGCCCCGUUAUCUCGCGGAUGAGGGUCUGUAUGUGGGAAAAAGGCCCUCUAUGUCCCAGAAUAAUGAGAACAUUCUGGAGAGCCGCAUUUUAAAAAUGGAAGAGGGAAAGAAGUGGAUCGGAGAUGAUGGCAGGAUCAUGGCUCUGCCGGACCCCAUUAAGGAAUCAUCCACAAGACCCCCUCUCUUCCACAUGGAGGAGGACCUGGACCCUGCUCUGCAAACUGUUUACAGGAAGGCAACAAAGUCCAAAUAUGAAAACACUGACAGUACAUUGGAUCCUGAGGGAGACUACAAACUUGAUGUUGAUGUUUCUGGGCUGAUCUUCUCCCAUCACCCACUCUUCAGUCGCGAACAUGUCCUGGGAGCCCGUCUAGCUCAGCUGUAUGAUCAGUACCUCACCAGGCAGCACAAUAACCUGACAGGACACUUGACUGACAAGUUGAAUGGGUUGAGGAGUGCCCUGCGAAAUAUCCUUGAGAUCCAUGAUGGCCAGAGCCUCACUCAGGCCAUGCAGCAGAGGAUAUCUGAUUACAGUCUGGAGGUUCGAAAUACUCGGCAGCUGCGAGACAGCGAGCAGGAGAAAGACCGGACUCUGCUGAAGAKCGUAAUUAAGGUGUGGAAGAAGAUUAAGGCCCUGAGAGAGUUCCAGAAGUUCAUCAACACACCCUACAAGCUCUUCCUCAGAAAAGAGAAUGUAGACCAGGCGUCAGAUGAGCAGGUGUAUGAGGAUGAAAUCCUGGCAGAAGUUGUGGAAUUGGAGGCUGAGAAUGAGGAGGACUACCAACGAAAGCUGGCCGAGUACAGGAAACAGCUGGCAGAGUGGAAGCUCUCAAGAAGAAAACAGAAAGCCAAAAAGAAAAAGAGAAAAAAGAAGAAGAAAGGCCAGUUACAGGAUGAAUCCAAAGGGCCUGAGGGAGAAGAGUGUCCAAAGCCAGAGCCUCCGGAGAAGCCAGACUUUGACUCAAUAGAGCAGCAAGUCAGAGAGAAGGCUUCCAGGAUACGCAGGAAACCAGGAGAGUCCAUCCUGAUUCCUGAGCUGCAUGCAUCUGGAAACAUCACAGCCAAUGACCUCUGCCCCAGGGCGGAGGUAGCUCGCAGACGGGAUGUUAAGAGGCGCAAUUUUUUCAUCAAGAUCCUGUACAAUGGCAAAGAAGUGUCCCGAACUGAAAGCAGCUCCCUGAACACUGAUUUCAGAGUGCACUUUGGUCAGAUUUUCAAUCUCAAGAUAGUUAACCCUCAUCAAAGCAUCACAUUGCAGGUCUUUGAAAAGAUUGGAUUAUUCAGUUCCCGCCUAGCUCAAGUGUUCAUCCCUGUGCCAGAACCCUCUGUCUUAACGGGCAGCGUCCCUCUUGAUGAAUUUGAGUUCAGCAGCAACCAGAGAGUGAUGUUUGACCAUGAAGGAGUUGGAAGUGAUGUCCCCCUCUCCUUCGAGCCUGAUGGCAGUAACAAACAGACCCUGCUGACCUCUGGUAAACUGUCCUGCUGUGUUUCCUGGGGUGUUGGGGAUGAUGAUGUACCACUUGCCCCUCCUGUGUCUCAACAUCCUGGUGGCAUACACAGUGGCCUGCACCGUCUUGAUGCUGUCACAUCUAUUUGGGGAUGUGGACUUCAUGACAUGGAAAAAGCUUUGGAGUUGGCCAAACAGUCACGACUCGACCCCAACGACCCAAAAAAUGUCUCCAUCCUGCAUCUCCUUAAAGUGACCAGAAGUGGAGAGGUGAAAGCUCCAGAGUACUUCCGACUAGAACAGCAGCAGGAGGAGUUUAACUUUGUGACUGAUGAAGAGUUGGAACGAUCAUGCCUGCUCAGGGUCAGGAACCAAAAAGUUGCAGUGUCUGAAAAUUACAAAUGUGCUCCUGGUCUGGAGAGAGAGGUCUAUGAUAAGAUGAUUCAGAUACCUGAUUGGACCAACGACAGAAUAAUUAAGAUUCAACAGCAGUUGUGGAGGACGUUUUCUAACAUUUUUCUUCAAUGA
Paralichthys olivaceus (Japanese flounder) is the source of this 2359-nucleotide messenger RNA. Its product is annotated as coiled-coil and C2 domain-containing protein 2A-like. Gene Ontology annotation, biological process: non-motile cilium assembly; protein localization to ciliary transition zone. Gene Ontology annotation, cellular component: ciliary transition zone. NCBI's taxonomy places the organism in Eukaryota, Metazoa, Chordata, Actinopteri, Pleuronectiformes, Paralichthyidae. The record is from RefSeq and is a predicted model, not a curated record.